AUGGAGAACAAUGUUGUGGAUCUGCUCGGUAAUGGGAAGGUGGUGAAGACAAUCCUUUUGGAGGGUUCUGGUGAAACGCCUGCUGUAGGUUGUCAAGUGAAAGUGCAUUACACGGGUACGCUUACGGAUGGUAAGAAGUUUGACUCUAGUAUUGACCGUGGCACACCAUUUGAGUUUGCUUUGGGUCAAGGACAAGUGAUAAAAGGUUGGGAUGUAUGCGUGAUGAGUAUGAAGAAGGGUGAGAAGUGUCGUGUGGAAUUGCAGCCUGAUUUUGCAUAUGGAGAGCACGGUAGUCCACCUACGAUUCCACCUAAUGCUGUUCUGGUGUUUGAAAUUGAGUUGUUGGAAUUUAGUACCCGUAAGGUUCCUGAGGCCAUGUCAAUGGAUGAGAAGUUGACGGCUGCCGGAGAACUGAAGGAGGAAGGAACUGCCUUGUUUAAAGACGGGAAGCUUGGCGAUGCCGUCAGACGGUAUUUGGAGGCGGCCGGAUUGCUUGAAAAUCUCGAGAAUUGGCCUGAAGACAAACAACCCGAAGCAAGGAAACUCGCCAUCUCAACAAACCUCAAUGUUGCCUUGGUCCAUAUCAAACUUGAAAACUGGAUCGAAGCAACAAUCGCCUGUGCCGCAGUUCUCAGAGAUGACCCAACAAAUGUCAAGGCUCUCUAUCGCCGUGCCAUCGCACGCACUGGCAUCCAAGAAUUUGAACUCGCCAUCAAUGAUCUUAAACAAGCGCUACAAAUCGACCCCGAAAAUAUGGACGUCAAAAAACAAAUAACAAUCACCAAUAAUAAACGGAAACAACAGGAGGCGAAGACACGAUCCAUGUAUCAACGAAUGUUCUAA
This is a messenger RNA of Gregarina niphandrodes, 843 nucleotides long. Its product is annotated as putative peptidyl-prolyl cis-trans isomerase. The record is from RefSeq and is a predicted model, not a curated record. Bases 1 to 843 code for a protein of 280 amino acids. The transcript is spliced from 2 exons. NCBI's taxonomy places the organism in Eukaryota, Apicomplexa, Conoidasida, Eugregarinorida, Gregarinidae. Gene Ontology annotation, molecular function: peptidyl-prolyl cis-trans isomerase activity; protein binding.